AUGCGGGGAGGAGGGCGAGACUGGCGGCGCGGGACGCGCAGCUUUCCUCCUGCUGCUGCUGCUGCUGCUGCUGCUGCUGCUGCUGCGGCGGUGCGGGGGGGCUGCGGACGCAGCAGCAGCAGCAGCGGCAGCGGCAGAGGCAGUGGUGGGGUGAGGGCAGCAGCCGAUGCGGGCGAGCGCGGGGGCAGCGGGUUCGCGGGGAGCAGCAGCAGCGCUGCAGCAAUUACUCCUGCAGCAGCAGCAGCAGCAGCAGCAGCAGCAGCAGCAGCAGGUUCGCAGCACGCAACCCGGACUGCUGCUGCUGCUGCUGCUGCUGCUGCUGCAGCAGCAGCAGCAAUCACAGCAGCAGCUGCAGCAGCAGAUACUUUUCUACCGAUUGUUUUGUUUUGCUUGGGGGGCGGCGUGGUUGCUGUGGCUGCGGGGCCUACUGGGAAGCAGCUGCAGCAGCAGCGGCUGCUGCUGCUGCUGCAUUCCGUAGGCCCUACAGCAGCAGCAGCAGCAGCUGCUGCUGCUGCUGCUGCGUCACCUUGGCAGUGA
Molecule: messenger RNA, 537 nt
Organism: Eimeria necatrix
Lineage: Eukaryota; Apicomplexa; Conoidasida; Eucoccidiorida; Eimeriidae
Exons: 2
Coding region: 1-537 (178 amino acids)
Source: RefSeq, a predicted model, not a curated record